AUGACCAAUAUUUCAGGAAAGUUGCGUGAAAAACUAGAAAGAAUUUGUGAAAUCAAAGCGCCAGAAGUGGUGCAUCGUAACUAUUCGAAAGAUGGAACUCGUAAGUGGGUAUUCCGUGUUGGCGAUGGUGCGGGCUCUUUGGUUGAAACGGUAUUGAUUCCAGCAGAAGAUAAAACAGGCUCACGUAAAACACUGUGUAUUUCAUCACAAGUGGGUUGUGCUUUAGAUUGCUCAUUCUGUUCAACAGGAAAGCAAGGUUUUCAGCGUGAUUUAACCCCUGACGAGAUCAUUGGGCAGUUGUGGGUGGCCAACUAUUCUUAUAUGGAAGAAGUACCUGUUGCUGAACGUGAGCGCUCGGUGACUAAUGUGGUGAUGAUGGGAAUGGGUGAGCCAUUACUCAACUAUGAUGCUGUAUUAAGCUCAAUGAAUAUCAUGUUAGAUGAUUUUGCUUAUGGCAUGUCUAAACGUCGCGUUACAUUAUCAACUUCAGGUGUCGUACCGAAAAUUGACCAAUUGGCACAAGAUAUAGAUGUGGCUUUGGCGAUUUCUUUACAUGCGCCAAAUGAUGAGUUACGUAAUGAAUUGGUGCCGAUUAAUAAAAAAUAUCCAUUAGCACAAUUGAUUGCUGCAUGUCAGCGCUAUAUUGCCAAAGAUGGUAAUGAAAGCUCUCGUAAACAUGUCACUAUUGAAUAUGUGAUGUUGGAAGGGGUGAAUGAUCAUCCUGAACAUGCACAACAAAUGAUUAAGUUACUGAAAAACUUACCAAGUAAAAUUAAUUUAAUUCCAUUUAAUCCAUUUCCGCAUGCGCCGUAUGGCCGUUCAAGUCGAAAUCGUAUUAUUUCUUUCCAAAAAACUUUACACGUGGUGAUGAUAUUGAUGCUGCGUGUGGGCAGUUGGUCGGGCAAGUGGCAGAUCGUACCCGUCGUGCAGAGCAGUGGAAAAAGAAAGUUGCUGAACGUGGUGAGAUUAUUCGUUCAUAAGCUUAAAGAUUUGUAG
Molecule: messenger RNA, 996 nt
Organism: Oppiella nova
Lineage: Eukaryota; Metazoa; Arthropoda; Arachnida; Sarcoptiformes; Oppiidae
Source: the annotation of a GenBank genome assembly